Messenger RNA from Osmia lignaria (orchard mason bee), 877 nucleotides. Lineage: Eukaryota; Metazoa; Arthropoda; Insecta; Hymenoptera; Megachilidae. The record is from RefSeq and is a predicted model, not a curated record.
CUGGACAAGCGCGAAGAACGAAAACUGGUCUUUUCGCAGUUAUGGACUCUGGUGAACUGCGGUAUACAUUCCACUUUAUAAUUAGCUUACGACAAUUGUAUUUUUGUUAAGUAACUCAUUGGAUUUAUGUUAACUAGUAAAACACAUCAGGUUAGGUUCUACCCGGUAGUAUAAAAAUUAUAUAAAAAACAAACAUUUUAUUAUGAAGGAAACACAAGGAAAAGUAGAUAUAUAUCGUGACACACCUGUCAGAUACUUGGGAUAUGCAAAUGAGGUAGGGGAAGCCUUCAGGUCUCUAAUUCCAAAUUCAGUAGUAUGGUUCAGUUACAUUGUAUCCACUGGAUAUGUUUUUGCAGAUACAAUUGACAAAGGUUUACAAGCCUAUCGUAAAAAUCCAAACGCAACAAAAGAUGUUCUAAUUUCUAUGAGUGAUACUUUACUAUGGCAGUCAUUUGCAUCAGUGAUCAUUCCUGGCUUUACAAUUAACAGAAUUUGCACUGCUGUUCAAUAUGUACAAAAGAGUAAUGUGGCCUUAAAAAGUCGAUGGAUUCCCACAAUUGUUGGUUUGGCAUCCAUACCUUUUAUAAUACAUCCUAUAGAUGCUGCUGUGGAAGAAGCAAUGAAUAUGACUUAUAGAAAGUGGAUAGGAUAUUAUCCUAAAUGACCACUACUUUAAAAUGUGUAUAUGAAGCUGUAGGAUUUGCUAAAAGUAUAUUUUAAGUUUGCUUAAUUUGAAAGGGAAAUACUGCAUUAUUGCAGUCAAGAAUUGUAUACAUUUUGUUAUAUUGUACAUAUUAAAUUUUGUGUUUCAAUAUUAUAAAACACUGUAUAUUGAAUAUACACUCUACAUCAAAAUUAUAUGCAGCUAAUAAUAAAA